CCCAGUUCCUGUGAUUUGUGACGGCAACACCGUGUUAUUUGAGACUUGGUCGGUCGAUUGAAUUACACUGCAAGAAAUCUAUUUGAACAGCAGACAUACCUACUUCAACCAAGGUCCAGGCUACGUUUUAUUGCAUUGCAUUUUAUGUUGCAGCAUCAGGAACUACGAUCGUCCACAUGCCUGUGCGACCCCGAACCAGUUACCGUGCCUCCUACCCAGGGCAUGACGUUCGAAACAGUUCCUAUAGAACCCCUCGCCCUGCCCCUAGAGUCAAACCUGAGGGUCACCCCAACUACACCCGGGGGUGGGGGGUCGUCAAGACAUGGGCGUUUGGAAAAGGCUUGGCAGGAUACUCCUCCUCCCGGCCAAAAGCUCGCUGCCCGACAUCAGCUUCAAGAGACAACUGUCAUCUCGGACGUAAUGGGAACGUAGCCCCUAUUCUUAAUGGCACUGCAUCACCUAGGCCUGUUUCGGCACCUCCUAGGAUAAAGACGGAGGCUGAGGGUAUUGCAACAGUCAGUAGAGGCAAGAGGAUGAAGGUAAUUGUUCAUGAGUACGGGGAACACGGACCUACGCCUAGAGUUGCAAGGGUGAAACCAGAGGCUGAGGAAACUGCAACUGUUCACAAAGGAGGAAGGAUGUAUAAUCUCGUUCACAAGUAUGCCAUGAUGCCCUCGUCCUCUCGAGCUGUUCCUCGCGUCAAACCCGAAGCCGAAGAAAUAGCUGAAGUAAGUAAAGGUAAGCGGAUGAACAACAUCAUCCACAAAUAUGGCAAAAAUGAAAGAACGCCGAGACAACCCUUACGCGUAAAACCUGAAGCAGAGCAAUCUGCAGAACUCGAUAAGGGAAAACGAAUGAACAGACUGAUCCAUAGCUAUGGGCGUAUGCCGUUAUCGUCGCGUCCAGUUCCGAGAGUGAAGCCCGAGGCUGAGACGAGUGCAAGUGUAGCUCUGGGUGGGAGGAUGUCCAGACUGAUGCAUGACCCCCGUAGCUGCCCCAUCACGCCACGCCCAGUACCCAGGGUGACCACCGCAGAGGCAGAUACCAUUCUCAGGAAGAGUUAUGGUCAGAUGGGAAGAAUUCUUCGAAAUCAUGGUCAACGAUCCUAUAUAUUUGUUCCAGGGCAACAAAGGAAGUCUUUCGAGCAGGCUAGGACAAUGUAGACACUGGCCGGUAACGGGAUGGUGCUGUGUAUUGGUAGCCGGACUCGAUACUUGAAUUGGAACAGUACAAUUAAUUUGGAAUAUUGUGGUUCGGAGUUUCGUUCAAUGUCAAAUGAAAUGCAAAAGGGUGACAAAACUUAGGCGCUUGGCGUAUGUUCAUAGCCUCGUUAUUGAAAUGAAUUCUUGGUAUUAUUGAAAUGAAUUCUUGGUAAUUAUAUAAUAGAUUCAUAGAGAUUAUUAGCCGAGUGUGUUUUUAACUUCACAUAUUAGGAAUAAUAAUUUAAUUAUGCGAGCCUUUGGUGAACAUGCUAGUUCUUUCUAUUCCUAAUAUAUAUUUACGACACGGAAACACGACAGUGAUAAUCUCUUUAUAAUAUGAUGUCAGAAAUAAUCAACGUACACGACUUAUUUCCAUUCAUGAAAGUAAUUUUAGAAAUAGAGUCGUAAUACAAGGCCGGAGUGAACCGCACUGCUUUCAGUGGUACUAAACAGUCUUAACGUUCGGAGGUGCCUUGUCAACAAAAUGCAUCCGCGCCACGAAGCAGGCUCCAAAGGAGGAUGACAUGGGCAGAAAACUGUAGCUGACCGCAUCUAUGACAUUACCACCCGCAAAUAAGAUAUAUAAGUUCAUGCCAAGUUUCGAUAAUGAUUUCCUUUUCAGUUCUUGACAUGAUAACAGCACCAGUUAUGGGUACAAUG
This is a messenger RNA of Haliotis rufescens (red abalone), 1862 nucleotides long. RefSeq lists its product as uncharacterized. The record is from RefSeq and is a predicted model, not a curated record. The transcript has 3 exons. Lineage: Eukaryota; Metazoa; Mollusca; Gastropoda; Lepetellida; Haliotidae. The coding region runs from base 177 to 1163 and encodes 328 amino acids.